This is a messenger RNA of Mya arenaria, 11864 nucleotides long. Its product is annotated as myosin-VIIa-like. Gene Ontology annotation, molecular function: cytoskeletal motor activity; ATP binding; protein binding. Lineage: Eukaryota; Metazoa; Mollusca; Bivalvia; Myida; Myidae. Gene Ontology annotation, cellular component: cytoskeleton; myosin complex. Bases 262 to 6840 code for a protein of 2192 amino acids. The transcript is spliced from 50 exons. The record is from RefSeq and is a predicted model, not a curated record.
CAUUGCAUGUCGAUAAGAAAAACUGUGUGUACUUAAUGAUAAAGACACGGCUGAGGCCUGCUACGGACUUCCGUGAUCAUCAGUUCUGUACUUUAUUACAAUUUCAAAAAGUUGCGCUAUAUUGAACCAGAUUUCGGGAAUGUAAAAAUAUUUUGUGGUUUAAUUAAAGACUGGAAAAUUAAAAUUACCAGGGAAGCUUAGUGAUGUUUGAAUUUUGACUGACAUCCAACUGGCUUUGAGACACCCCUUCAACAACUGAACAUGGUCAUUUUAGGAAAGGGUGACCAUGUGUGGCUGGAGCCAAAGACAAAGGGCGAGUUCACCGUGUCAAUCGGAGCCGUCGUCCAGGCAUCCGAACAUGGGCGGAUACGGGUUCUCGACGACGACGGCAAGGAACACUGGAUCGACUCAAAAACACAGAUACGGCACAUGAACGUAUCAUCGCAGAACCAUAUAGAAGACAUGAUCUUGCUUGGUGACCUAAAUGAGGCAGGAAUCCUUCGAAACUUGUUCAUGCGAUAUAAACAAAACUUAAUUUAUACGUACACUGGGUCCAUCAUGGUGGCUGUAAACCCCUACCAGGUACUGGACAUCUACACGCCCGAGUACAUCAACAACUACAGAGACAAGAAAAUCGGGGAGUUACCCCCGCACAUUUUCGCUAUCGCUGACAACUCGUACCACAAUAUGCAGCGCUACCAGCACGACCAGUGUGUUAUUAUCAGUGGAGAGUCUGGUGCAGGAAAGACUGAGAGUACGAAACUGAUCCUGCAGUUCCUGGCAGCCAUCAGCGGCCAACACUCCUGGAUAGAACAGCAGAUCCUGGAGGCCAACCCCAUCAUGGAAGCAUUUGGCAAUGCUAAGACAAUCAGGAAUGACAACUCUAGCCGAUUUGGAAAGUACAUUGACAUCCACUUCAACCAGCGAGGAUCUAUCGAGGGCGCCAAGAUCCUUCAGUACUUGUUGGAAAAGUCCCGUAUUGUUCAUCAGGCUCACGAUGAGAGAAACUACCACAUCUUCUACUGCAUGUUGGCAGGAAUGACUAGUGAGGAGAAGAAAAAGCUGGACGUCCAGACUCCCGCACACUACUGGUAUCUGACUCAGGGUGGUGAUACGAAGUGCGAGGGUCGAGAUGACGCGAAGGAGUUUGCAGACAUUCGGUCGGCCAUGAAAGUUCUCAUGUUCCAGGAGAAGGAAGUCUGGGAGCUGCUCAAGAUCCUCUCAGCUUUGCUGCAUCUCGGAAACCUCAACUAUAAUGCCAUUGAGAUGGACAACAUUGACGAUGCCAGUGAGAUCUCAGACAUCUCCCACAUCAACAAAGUCUGUGCUCUGUUUGAGUUUAAUGCCCAGGACCUCAUUGACGCCCUUACCACCAAGACGAUCGUAACUCGAGGGGAAAGCGUCACCAGUGCCAUGGGUGUAAAUCAGUCCAUGGAUGUAAGAGACGCCUUCGUGAAGGGAAUCUACGGACGCAUGUUCGUCUGGAUUGUAGAGAAGAUCAACAUAGCAAUCUUCAAGCCAAAAUCAAACCCGAAACACUUCCGCAGUUCUAUUGGUGUCCUUGAUAUCUUCGGUUUUGAGAGUUUUGACGUCAACAGUUUUGAGCAACUGUGUAUCAACUACGCUAACGAGAACCUUCAACAGUUCUUCGUACAGCACAUCUUCAAACUGGAGCAGGAGGAGUACGACAAUGAGGGCAUCAACUGGCAGCACAUUGAGUUUGUCGACAACCAGGAGGCCCUCGAUCUGAUCGGGCUCAGACCCAUGAAUAUCAUCUCCCUUGUGGACGAGGAGAGCAAGUUUCCCAGGGGUACAGACCAGACUAUGUUACACAAACUUCACCAGACCCAUGAGAACAACAAGAAUUAUCUGAGACCCAAGGCCGACAUCAACCGAGUGUUCGGUAUCAACCACUUUGCUGGCGUCGUGUUCUAUGACAGCAAAGGAUUCUUGGAGAAGAACAGGGACACAUUCUCCCCCGACCUCCUGCAGAUCAUCCAGGGGUCCGGCAACAAGUUCCUCAAAGGUCUCUUCAGCCAUGACAUACACAUGGGCCAGGACACUCGUAAGAGAGCCCCAACGCUAGGAGCCCAGUUCAAGAAAUCCCUCGACUCCCUUAUGAAGACCCUGAAUGCCUGCCAGCCAUUCUUUGUACGGUGUAUCAAGCCCAACGAGUUCAAGCGAGCCCAGGACUUUGACCGAGAGCUUUGUUGCAAGCAGCUUCGAUACUCUGGUAUGAUGGAGACCAUUCGGAUCCGACGAGCCGGCUAUCCCAUCAGACAUUCAUUCUUUGACUUUGUUGACAGAUACAGGAUCCUGGCGGAGGGUAUUGGCCCCGCACACAAGGAGGAAUGUAGAUCAGCCAGUACCAAGAUCUGUACGAAAGUUCUCAAAGGCAUGGACUUCCAGCUUGGUAGAUCCAAGGUCUUCCUCAAGGAUGCCCAAGACGCUUACCUAGAGCAGUGUCGUGAAGUGGCCCUGACAGAGAAGAUCUCCGUUAUCCAGAAGUGUAUCCGUAUGUGGGCGGUGAGACGUCGCUACUUGAAGAUGCGGGGGAGUUGUACGACCAUACAGUCAUGCUGGAGAGGAUACUACGCCAGGAAGCGCUUCCUUGCUAUGCGACAAGGUUAUAUGAGACUGCAGGCCCUUGCAAGGUCACGUAUCCUUACCGCAAGGUUCAACGCCCAGCGUAGCAUGGUGAUCAACCUACAGCGAUACUGCCGGGGCUUCCUGGUAAGGCGAUGGGCCCAGCAGAGAAUGAUAGCCAUCAUCAAGAUACAGGCCAGCGUCCGUACAGCCAUACAGUGUAUGAAGUUCAGGCGACUCAAGAUUGAGUAUGAGCGACGUUUGGAGGCAGAGCAAAUACGGCGUGAGGAGGAGAACAAGCUACGUAAGAAGAUGAAUGAGAAGAAGGCAAAGGUUGAGGCUGAGAGGUUACAUCAGGAACGACUGGCUCAGAUCGAGUCUGAAGCUGCAGAAAUCGAAAGACAGCAGCGGGAUCAGACUCGCAUGAAGAAAGAACAGAUCGAGAUUACUGAGAGGCGUAUAAACGAGCCAAAGUCUGACUCCCAAGUGGUUGAUGACAUGUUUGGGUUUAUUGGUGAGGACAGUGGUGUCACUGGAGAGGGACCAUCAGCCUUUGCUCAUGCAGAUACAGAUGAUGGAUUUAUUUUUGCAGAUCUGGAAGAGAAGAGGAGGCAGCUUAUGUCAGAAAUCGAUUACGACACAGAUGCGCUUCAGAUACCGAUGCCUGUGGAUGAGGAAGAUAUCUCUGGGUACAAGUUUGCCAAGUUUUCUGCCACCUUCUUCCAGGGCAAUGCCACCCACACAUACAUCCGUCGUCCAAUCAGAACGUCGCUGCUACAGCUUAAGUCAGAGUCUGACCAUCUGGCUGCACUUGCAGUCUGGAUCACCAUAUUAAGGUUCAUGGGAGAUCUGCCUGAGCCUAAAGUCUACACGGCCGCUCAGGACACAAGGGACACAACCCCCGUGAUGACGAAGAUCUACUCAACUCUCGGACGCAAGUUCAACAAGCGUGACCUGGAGGAGGCGCAACGUAUGAACAUGGAGCUAGAACAGGAACCAUCCAAUAUCCGGGUCAGUGGGAAACGCAGCAUGAGGAAGAAACUGGUUUCCCUGACGCUGAAGAAAAAGUCAAAGAUUACGGAGGAAUUUAAGAGCCAUCUUGGGGACACGGACUAUUACUCUCCGUCUGGCCAGAAUGCGCUGCUGGAGGAGAGACCCACAUCCAACCUGGAGAAACUCCACUUCAUCAUCGGACACGGCAUCCUGAGGCCUGACUUGAGAGAUGAGAUUUACUGCCAGAUUGCGAAACAACUGACCCAGAAUCCCUCGCGCUCAUCUCACGCCCGGGGUUGGAUCCUCCUGUCGUUAUGUGUUGGAUGCUUUGCUCCAUCUGACAAAUUUAUCAAGUACCUGCGAAACUUCAUCCAUGAGGGGCCACCAGGUUACGCGCCUUACUGCGAGGAGAGGUUGAGACGUACGUUCGCCAAUGGAACACGAAACCAGCCACCCUCAUGGCUUGAACUUCAGGCAACAAAGUCCAAGCGACCCUUGAUGCUUCCUAUCACGUUCAUGGACGGAAACACAAAGACGCUCCUGGCCGAUUCUGCCACCACGGCCCGGGAACUCUGCCAACAGCUAUCAGAGAAAAUUGGUCUUAAGGAUCAGUUCGGCUUCUCCUUGUAUAUAGCUCUCUUUGAUAAGGUGUCAUCUCUAGGAAGUGGUGGUGAUCACGUGAUGGAUGCCAUCUCACAGUGUGAGCAGUAUGCUAAAGAACAAGGGGCCCAGGAGAGAAACGCCCCCUGGAGGCUGUUCUUCCGCAAGGAGAUAUUUGCCCCCUGGCACGACCCAGCAGAGGACUCAACUGCUACCAACCUCGUGUAUCAGCAGGUGGUUCGUGGGAUCAAGUUCGGGGAAUAUAGGUGUGAUAAGGAUGAUGAUCUGGCAAUGAUCGCAGCCCAGCAGUACUACGUUGACUACGGCUCCAGCAUCUCAACAGAGCGGCUCCAGAGUCUGCUUCCCUCGUACAUCCCUGAUAGUUUGCUAAACAAACCGAACGCCCUCACAUUCUGGAUGACACAGGUGAACAACAAAAUGCACGGCCCAUACUUCAAAAAUGACAUAAUCAGAUCACUAAAGGUGAAGGAAGACAUUGUAAGUUACGCCAAGUACAAGUGGCCGCUGCUGUUCUCACGGUUCUACGAGGCGUACAAAUUUGCAGGACCAAGCCUUCCAAAGAACGAUGUUAUAAUUGCGGUGAACUGGACGGGUGUGUACGUGGUCGAUGAUCAGGAGCAGGUUCUGCUGGAGUUGUCUUUCCCUGAAAUCACAGCUGUAUCCAGUAGCAGGACUGGCAAGAUGCAUGGUCAGAGCUUCACCCUGGCGACCGUGAAGAGUGAUGAGUUCACGUUUACGUCACCAAACGCGGAGGACAUUCGCGACUUGGUCGUUACAUUCCUUGAAGGCCUCAAGAAAAGGUCAAAAUAUGUGAUCGCUCUGCAGGACUACUCUGGUCCAGAUUCAUCAUUAAUAGGAGGUGAUAGUUCCAGUUUCCUGAGCUUCCAGAAGGGUGACCUGAUUGUGCUUGUGCAGCAGAAUGGGGAGACAGUGAUGAACUCGGGCUGGUGUAUAGGAGAGUGUGUCCGUACAGGGAAACAGGGAGAUUUCCCAGCUGAGUGUGUCUAUGUUCUUCCCACGAUUACCAAACCCCCACCAGAGAUUCUGAACCUGUUUGUCCAGUCCACCGACCAAUCAAUGCUGGUACAGUCUAAUGUAGAGGUGGUUGCCGAGACAGGGGAAAAGCCCCAUACACUAGAGGAGUACAGCCUGGACCACUUCAGGCCUCCAGCAAAACGAACUCUGUCAAAGACACUCCAAUCUGCCCGACGUCGCAAGCCGGAUGAGCUGUGGCGUUACUCUAAGGAACCCAUUCGCCAGCCCCUGUUGAAGAAACUGUUGGGUCGUGAAGAAGUGAGCCAAGAAGCCUGCCUGUGCUUCCUAGCUAUACUGAAGUACAUGGGUGAUCACCCAUCUAAACGCGGAAGAAUGGCCAAUGAACUCACAGACCAGAUCUUCGAUCCACCACUCAAAACAGAAAUCUUGAAGGAUGAGAUCUACUGUCAGAUUAUCAAACAACUGACAGACAACAAGAACAGGAUGAGUGCUGAUCGUGGCUGGGAGCUGAUGUGGCUGAUCACUGGUAGUUUUGCCCCCUCCACCAACCUUCUUAAGGAGGUGACGCUCUUCCUAAAGUCGCGGCCCAACGCCCCCACUGCCAAUGACUGUGCUUCGAGACUUCAGAAGACUCUCAGGAACGGGACCCGCAAGUACCCACCCCACCAGGUGGAGGUGGAGGCUAUACAACACAAGACUACGCAGAUCCUCCAUAAGGUCUACUUCCCAGAUGACUCUGAUGAGGCAUUUGAGGUUGAGUCUAGCACCCGGGCCAAGGACUUCUGCCAGAACAUCGCCUCAAAACUGGUCAUCAAGUCACCAGAAGGAUUCAGUCUCUUUGUCAAGAUUGCUGACAAAGUUAUCAGUGUGCCAGAAGGGGACUUCAUCUUUGACUUUGUGAGACAUCUGAUUGACUGGAUCCGCAAGGCCAGGCCGACAAGAGAUGGUACGGUCCCCCAGUUCACCUACCAGGUGUUCUUCAUGAAGAAACUGUGGACUAACCUCGUGCCAGGCAAGGACCUGAACGCUGACCUCAUCUUCCAUUACCACCAGGAGUUGCCAAAACUACUGCGGGGCUAUCACAAAUGCAGUACAGGAGAAUCGGCGAGACUAGCUGCCCUCAUCUAUCGGGUGAAGUUUGGCGAGAACAAGACCGGCCUGCAGAACCUACCGAGAAUCUUGCGUGAACUGGUCCCAGCUGAUAUGAUCAAAGCCCAGUCUCCUGAUGAGUGGAAGAGGGCUAUUGUUAGUGAGUUCAACAAUGACGGUGGAAAGAGCCAGGAAGAUGCCAAGGUGGAGUUUCUCAAGGUCAUUUACAAGUGGCCCACAUUCGGCUCAGCUUUCUUCGAGGUCAAGCAAACGACAGAGCCCAACUACCCAGAAAUCCUGCUGAUUGCCAUCAACAAGAAUGGAGUCAACCUUAUACAUCCUCACACCAAGGACAUUCUGGCCACUCAUCCGUUCACGAAGAUCUCAAACUGGAGCAGUGGUAACACGUACUUCCACAUGACCAUUGGGAACCUGCUUCGUGGAUCAAAGCUCCUGUGUGAAACUUCUGUGGGCUACAAGAUGGAUGAUCUGCUCACCUCCUACAUAAGCCUUAUGUUGACAAACAUGAACAAGCAACGCACAUCACGACGAUAAACAGAACAUAGUAUAUAAGCAGAAGUCAUCAAGAUGAUAAACGGAACAUUUUGAACAAACAGCGCACAUCAUGAUGAUGAACCGAACACUGUGGAAGUACAUCAUGAAGAAAAACUGACAUCACAAUGAUAAAUCAAGAUUUGUGAAAGUAUACUGUGACGAUAAAAAAUCAUAAACCAAGUAAUAUUGCCAACUAUGAUCAUGAACCCAUGCAGCGUACAUCUCUAUGUCUAAAAUAAAUGCGCUUCAUGAUGAUAAAACAACGCACAUCACGUUUAUCGGCCGAGCUACGUCUGCAACAACAAUGUCAUUUCUCCUACACCUAUUUGAGAACUGCAACAAGGCUGUGGAGAGUACUAAAAUGUUCAAACAAUUAAACACUAUUUACGUGUAUAGAUCUUUUAUAAGUAUGGCAUUAUUAUAAAAGAUUGUUAAAAAUUAUCUUCAUAUUCAAAUGCAUGCAUAGAGAUGCACAUUUGAGCAUUAAAAUUAAUAUAUUUCACAAAAAUGUAGCUGAAUUAUCAUUUAUUCCAUAUAAACGCACUGUAGAGAUAUUUUAAUGACCAUGAAUGCUUACAUGUAUUUAGAUUUUGUUCAUAUCAUAAAAUAGUUUUUUUUUAUCAGGCCACUUAAAUGGGAAAAUACACUUGCAUAAUGAUGCUUGGAGUAUUAUUAUUAUUAAAAUCUUCAUUGUUCACGCUUAUGUCUCGACCAAUGGGAUUGCCAAAAGUUGUAUCUGCUGGUAAUGUGAAUACCUCGACAGGGUUAGUUUAUGCAUAUGACGUUACAAUAUAUAUAAACUAGUAUAUGAAACACGUGUAUUCACAACAGUAUUGAUGAAAAGCUUAAAGGGUAACAUAAUUAAUAUUUUAUCGGAAAAGUAUUUCAUAUGUAGAUUGCAUAAAACAUCAAAUAUAAUCCUACAUUUACAAAUUGGGCCAAUUUUUCGGAACUUUUUAACAAAGUUAACAAUUAAAAAUGGAUUAACUUUUUUUAUGAUACCAGUAUGCUCAUAUAUUUAUAUAAAACACAUACAGACAAAACAUGUGUCUCAAAAAGUGUUAGAAACACUGCAGAUCGAACUGUCAUGUGACCAUGAGAGUUCCAAAGCAAGUUUAAAGACUUGAAAGAUAACAAAAAUGACAUUUACAACAAUCGGCAGAUUGUUUAGAACAAAUUUGUUAACAGCAUUGUCGUUACCGUUUAAAAGUGAAAUAUUUUAUGAUGUGCUGAUUUAUUUGAGUAAAAGAAACAUAGCUGAAUCAGUUGUAUCACUAUUUGUGCAAAGUACCACAGAUCAAAUGUGAUUCCAUGAAACUUUCAAAGUAUUAGAGGUUUGAAAGUUAACAACGAUCUAAUUAACAAUGUUGUUAACUUUAAUAAUGUUCUGAACAAUCGGCCCAUCGUUAACUUUAACUCGGUUCUUAACAAUGAUGAUCCCAUUAACCUGCUGGUAGAAUCCGUGAGGGGCAAUCGAAAUCCAGGAAUAUAGUGCCAUUAGGAAUAUUUUUAUGAAUGCAUUUACAAAGAAAUGUAACUAUUUCAGUUAGUUUAUCACAGAAAAUACUUGUACAAAUAAAUCAUUUCUGUCAUAUAUGGGCCUGAUAUUAAUAUAUUUUGAUAUAUUAGUUUGAUUGUUAUUUCUCAAAAUGAACAUUCCAGAUUACUUGUGUAAUAAGAGUUUUAAUGUAUACAUGUACAUCACACACUUGUUAUGUUCUGCCUAGGAAGAACUAGAUGUUAAAAGCCCAUAAAAUUUAAUGUAUAUAUAUAUAUACAUUUUCUUGCCUUGUGAAGUGUAAUUUCAGGUUCCCAUUUUUCAGUCUUAAUAUGAUUGGUCAUCACAAUUUGUAUAGAGUAUAUUUUUAUGCCCCCACAAAGUGGCGGCAUAUAGGGUUGCCCUUGUCCGUACGUACAUCUGUCUGUCUGUACGUACGUACGUCCCGAAGAUUGUUUCCGAUCUAAUUCUUGAAAACUGUUUGUCCAAUCCUCACCAAACUUUAAACACAUGUUUGUGACCAUAAUAUCUUGAUCAAGUUCGAUAGUCAUGGAAAUCGCUUUAGUCAUUUAGGAGUUACGGCCCUUUUUUGCCAAAAAUACUUCAAAAAUAUAUGUUUCCAAUCUAAUUCUUGAAAAGUAUGUGUCCAAUCCUCACCAAACUUUACAUACAUGAUUGUGACCAUAAUAUCUUGAUCAAGUUCGAUAGCUAUGGAAAUCGCUUUUGUCAUUUAGGAGUUACGGCCCUUUAUUUGCAAAAAAAGACUUGAGAUUAUCCUGAAUAAUCAUUAUGGCUUAUUUUCUGUGACAAAAAAUCGAAGUGGGGGCAUCCGUGUCCUAUGGACACAUUUUUUUUGUCUACAUGAAAACCAGUAAGCUUUACAUGUAAAAUUCACAAAUUGAUGUUCUUUCCGAUUGGUAUGACUCUAAAUCAUAAUUAAAUAUGCUAUCGAUAUUUACCUACUUCGUUAACAAAUGAGUAUAUAUUGAAUCCAAUCCAUCUGCAUUCAUUUUAUCAAGUGUUAUCAUGUGACUAUUAAAUAUCUCCAUUGGUUUACAAGUUAUGAUGAUUCAUGCAUUUCAGGAUGAUACAGCAUAAUAUCAUUUCAUCUGAUGUAGGUUCUUACCAUUCUCGUACACCAGAGGGAUAUUGAUGUUAUGUGUUAGAUUGAUCAUUAUCAAACCUCUGAUGAAUGAGAAUGGUUCUUACUUGAAAUUGCAUUCAGAAUGAACCCAUAGGAACUUCCAUUUUUUGAAUAAAUGAUUUCAUUUUGUUUUUCUGUCUCUUUACCAGCAUAAUGACACAUGCUCGAUAAUUUAAAAAACUACUUCUACAUCUAUAAGCCUUGACAUGUAUAUCAUAUAUUUUCACCGUGCUAAAACAUUGUAAAAACAUUCACUAUUUUUGAUGAAUGAUUGUCAAAUAUUCAAUAUAUAUUUAUAUGCAUACUUAUUCUUUCAUUUUUGUUAGAUGCCAGUGUAACUUUUAUACAUAUGUUUGUUGAUUACCCUGUUGUCCAAAAGAAUAUAUAUUUAAGGCCACAAUUAAUGAAUGGUUUGUUUGGCAUUUCCAAACAGAUUCACUGAAAUACAUGCCAUUCAAAAACUACUCAAGUGGUCAAAGUUGCAGCAUGCGGGUGAGUGGGCGGACUGAUGGGCGGGUUUCAUCCAGUUUGUUGUCUGAUCAAUAAGCCGUUGUUUUAUCAUCACCAAAGUUGGUCAGAAUUUCCAAAGUUGGUCAGAACUUUCAUGGGCAUUAUAAUAUCUUGUUCACUACUGAAUUAAGGUAGUAAAAUGUAUAAACAUAAAUCUUCCUGCCUUCCUUAAACACCUUAGAAUGUGGGUCAAAAACACAAAACAAACUAUUUAUUCAUUGUGGCCUAAACAUAGAAUUACAUUGUACAUGUAAGGUUUGGUGAGCGUUUUUGGCUGGCAAUGGAUGUGUUGUAGGCAAAUUUGUAUGAGUGUUUAGUGUGGUAACAUACAUACUAUGUAUAUAGUGUGGUAACAUACAUAUUAUGUAUAUAAUUUAUGAAUAUUUGUAUUUAUAUUAUUAUGUCCCUUACUUUAAAGGUACCAUAUUGUACAUGUAUAUUGCUAAUACUAUAUUUGUUUUUUUUGUUUUUGUUUGUUUGGUAUACAGUUGUUUGACAAUAGUUUGUAUUGAGCUUUAUGCGGAGUUUACUAUUGAUUCUUGACUUGUGUAUUGUGUUAUUGACAUGUAUUAUGAACAUGCAUGCUGACAUGUAUAUAAAUGCCUUUUUCACCAGACACUCCUAACUUGGCCUAGCUCAAAAUUUCCUGGGGACACAUGCCAAGUAUAUCAUUCCAAGUUGUCAUCUGAGGUGUUAUUGCCAAAAUCUCAUAUCCUUGGGUGGUAUUCAAUACACAGCUUAAGUCAAUCUUACGGUCAUACAUGAUUGACUUCAUUCACUACAUAGGUCAGUUAUUUAUAUCACGCAAUCUGCUUAGCUACAUCGUUCUGAGAUCCAGUUAAGACCAAUAUUGAAUACCACCCCUGGGGCGAUAUUACAGAAGCAUCUGAAGUGAAAUCUUAUACUAUUCCUUUACCCUGACACUUUUGUUUACUGAUAUAGUAAACAUGUAGGAUAUUUCUGGAAACAUUUAGAUAAAUAAAUGAGUAUUACUAAUAUAUAUUUUAUGCCAUAGUGGUUAAAACAUCUUGCAGUUCUAAUAGGUUAUUGCAAAUAUAUUAAUAUUGAGUUUUAUAUGUGAAACCAUUAAAUCUUUUAUUUAGGAUGCUUCUGUUAUACGGGCCCCAAUGUUAAUGACCUUCCCUAAUGAAGUUUGGGCUCCUUUCAGUCUCUUGCAACCCCCUUAUAAGAUAUUUAAGCCCCAUGUAAAAUCUGAAUACAUGUUCCUUUUUUCAGAAAAAUCAACUUUUGUGAUGUAUUCAAUCACAUUAUAUUUUUAUAAUGGCAACACAUUCCAAACAUAAUUAUUCCAAAUUGUUGUACAAGUUGUUUACGCCAAAUCCCCUGUCCUGAUGUUUCAUUCCCUGUCCCAGAUUUCUAAUAUACAAUGUAGUUUUGGCUGCAAGCCCUACACUUUUUUUCACAAAGACCAAAUCUUGUGAUUUACUGAAUAAUAAUAGGUACGGAGUAGAGAAUAUUGGAUUAAAUCUGUCUGCUUUACUUAUUGACUGCGUAGAAGCAAAACCCCUGGUGGGAAACUGUAUACUUGAAGUCAAGCAGGCUCUUUGGAUUAAGCUUAUCGCAAACACUCAUAAGAUGAAUAUUAAUACUUCAAGCAUUUCUAAAAAAUAAAACCCAAAUGCAGCCAAAUGAUUUUCAAAAUUUGUUUUCACAAUUUCUGUGAUAGUUUGCACCAUAAGAUUUGAUAUAGAUUUUGUAGCAGAUUCCCACGUUAUGUCCCUUACAUAAUAGUUUAUAUUAUAUAUUCCAAUCUACAUUCUAGCAGAAACGUUUGUUUAUGUAUGUUUGUGUAUGUCGCAGGCAUAUCAAAGUGUUGUUUAUAUAUCAAAGGCAAUAAACUUAAAAUUUCAA